AUGCGCUCCUUUGUACAAGUCCUCACGACGCCCACGGCGGACACGCCGGGCACGACGUUGAUUCUGCAUUUCGAUAAGAAGCGCUACCUGAUUGGUAGUCUCGGGGAAGGUACUCAAAGAGCUUGCGUGCAGAUGGGCGCGAGACUGCUCAAGGUUUCAGAAUGCUUCGUUACAGGCCGAACGGAGUGGAGCAAUGUCGGGGGUUUGUUGGGGAUGGUGCUCACACUCGCCGACUCUGCUGCGUCAAGUCAAGCGAGCGCGCUGGAAGAGGCGUUGUUCAAGGCCAAAGCCAAAGCUAAGCGAGAGGGGUGGUCAGAAGACUACGAGAAGAUGAGAAAGAUGGAAGAUGAGAUCAGGAACGAGGUGAAGGCCAACAGCGUCUUGAAUAUCUUCGGGCCGCAGAACAUGAACCACAUGCUGGCGACGGCGAGGCGGUUCAUAUUUCGCAAGGGCAUGCCGCUCAACGUCCACGAAGUUCGCGGGGAGACACACAGCAAGGACACCGAAGAGCCAUGGGCGCCGUACUGGGCAGAUGACAAUAUCAAGGUCUGGGCCAUGAGCAUUUCGCCCGACUCUUCAACCAAAUCUCCGUCCUCCAGUGAAGGCAGCUCUGCAAGCCCUCGGAAGAGGAGCAUUGAACAAGUCUAUGAAGGAGAGGCAGUUCCCGACGGCACCGUAGCUAACGACUUGUCGCCGAAAGAGCGAGACAUGCUUACAGUCAAAGCGGUGGUCUCCGAAAUGUUCGACUCGACCUGGAGAUUGGACACCCUCCACGAAACGCCCCUAUCGAGCGUCCGGCUACCAGCAACGAUCUUCGUCCGCAAUUCCGACACGAACAAAGUAGAGCGGUACCAGGGCCCUCUACCGGGAGGUCCACAGCCACUGCCAGACCCCAAUCGCACAGUGCUUGUGCGGCGACCGUGGCCCGGCGCAUUGAUCGAGAGUCUCCCCUACACCGAGCCGGCAAAGCAAGCCAUCUCUUAUAUCAUCCGCAAUCACCUGCAGAGGGGCAAGUUCAAUAAGCAAAGGGCUGUUGAGCUGAAAGUCGAAGAGGGCCCGAAAUUCCGCGAACUGUCAAACGGCAAUAGCGUGCUGAACAAGGACGGAGAAACCAUCACAUCUGACAUGGUUCUUGGGGAAACCAGGGAUGGUGGAGGAUUCGCUGUCGUUGAUCUUCCUGAUCCUUCUUACAUUGACAAUCUGAUCAAUCGACCCGAGUGGCGAGAAGCCAAAGUGAUGGCUGGAGUGGGAGCGAUCAUCUGGAUCUGCGGCCAAGACGUUGCGCAGGAUCUCAGAGUUACUCAAUUCAUGAAGGAAUUCGUCAACUUGCAACACAUUGUGUCUUCCGCGGAGCAUUGCCCUAAUCAGAUCUCCAUGGACUCGUCCGCAGCCUCGACCGUGCGUCUACGGAAGAUUGACCCCGUUCGAUUUCGCACACCCGUACACGAUGAUGCCAUCCCAAAAGUGCUGUCUGGCACCAAUGUGACUAUGGCGGCAAGAGGGCAGGUUGUACAGCUGGAACCGUCAUUCGAGCUUCAGGACAAGCAGAUCGUGCCCCCACUAUCCAUCGCAGAGGUUGAAAAGGAGAUGUCGUCGGACAUCCUCGGCGAAGCUGCAAAAGCGCACCAAGCCAUCGAGGCAGACCAAGACCAAGAGUCAUUGUGGGCGGCCAACAUCCCCGACAAAGAAGCCGAGAUCAUCACCCUCGGCACCGGCUCCGCCUUACCCUCCAAAUACCGCAACGUCUCCGCCACCCUCCUCCGCGUACCCGGUUGGGGCAGCAUGCUCUUCGACUGCGGCGAAAACACCCUCGGCCAGCUAAAGCGCGUCUUCACCCCGACCGAACUGCAACAAGUCCUGCGCGAGCUCCGCCUCAUCUUCAUCAGCCACAUGCACGCCGACCACCACCUAGGCACCGUAGGCGUCAUCAAAGCCUGGUACGCCGAAGUGCACAACAGCCAGCCCGCCUCGACCGACUCGCUGCUCCAAAGCCAACUCAACGACCAACGCCGUCUCGCCGUCGUCUCCGAACCCGCCAUGCUGCAAUGGCUCAUGGAGUACGCCGCUGUAGAAGACUACGGCUACUCGCGCCUCGCAAGUCUGCACAUCAGCCCACACGAACGCAACAAGCGCCGCCCCAGCAAACUCGGCUGGUUCGUCCCGCCCACCGAGUUCACCGGCCUAACGCCGCAAGAACGCAUGGAAAAGCACGCGCGCAACUCCAUCCCCGCCUCCCACCCCAUCCUCCGCCUGACCGACAUCCAAGCCGUGAGCGUGACGCACUGCCACGGCGCGCGCGCCGUCUCCAUCUCCUUCCCCUCAGGCCUCAAAGUCUCCUACUCAGGCGACUGCCGCCCCAGCACCGCGUUCGCGCACAUAGGCCGCGGAAGCCACGUGUGCAUCCACGAAGCGACCUUUGACGACGAGCUGCUGUCCGACGCAAAAGCGAAGAACCACUCUACUACUUCGGAAGCGCUGGGCGUCGCGCAGGCUAUGGGCGCCAAGGCGUGCGUGUUGACGCAUUUCAGCCAGCGGUAUCAGAAGUUGCCUGUGCUGGAGUAUCGCGAGACGGAAGAGGAGAAGGCGGAGGAGGAGAGUUUGCUGGCACCUGCUCCUACGGCGGGAAGUGCGACUACAGCACCGCCCGAGGCCGUGCGCCUCAAAGUAUCAGCGGACAUGCGCGUCGCGGUCGCUUUCGACUACAUGCGCAUCAAGGUGGGCGAGAUCGGGCAGAUGGAGAAGUUUACGCCGGCGUUGUUGAAGUUGUUUGCCGAGGAGGAUAAGUCGGAGAAGACGGGGAAUGGUGUUGUAGGGGUGGAAGAGGGGGAGAAGGGGAGUGGGAAGAAGAAGGGCAAGGGGAAAAGAGGUGGUGGUGCGUAGGCGGGUGCUUACUGGCUUGUAUAUACGUCACAGAGCGCACAUCAUCCUGUGUAGGUACGAACUUUGAAUUGCACCCAUCACACAGCGAC
Neohortaea acidophila is the source of this 2969-nucleotide messenger RNA. RefSeq lists its product as uncharacterized. Gene Ontology annotation, cellular component: mitochondrion. The record is from RefSeq and is a predicted model, not a curated record. The transcript has 2 exons. Lineage: Eukaryota; Fungi; Ascomycota; Dothideomycetes; Mycosphaerellales; Teratosphaeriaceae. The coding region runs from base 1 to 2880 and encodes 959 amino acids. Gene Ontology annotation, biological process: mitochondrial tRNA 3'-end processing. Gene Ontology annotation, molecular function: 3'-tRNA processing endoribonuclease activity.